Lepus europaeus (European hare) is the source of this 2639-nucleotide messenger RNA. It is a transcript of the gene LEMD2, whose product is annotated as LEM domain nuclear envelope protein 2. Lineage: Eukaryota; Metazoa; Chordata; Mammalia; Lagomorpha; Leporidae. Gene Ontology annotation, biological process: nuclear envelope organization; negative regulation of BMP signaling pathway. Gene Ontology annotation, cellular component: nuclear inner membrane. The coding region runs from base 12 to 1517 and encodes 501 amino acids. The transcript has 9 exons. Gene Ontology annotation, molecular function: chromatin DNA binding. The record is from RefSeq and is a predicted model, not a curated record.
GCGUCCUGGCCAUGGCCGGCCUGUCGGACCUGGAGCUGCGGCGGGAGCUGCAGGCCCUCGGCUUCCAGCCAGGACCCAUCACCGACACCACGCGGGACGUCUACCGCAACAAGCUGCGCCGCCUGCGGGGCGAGGCCCGGCUGCGCGACGAGGAGCGGCUGCGGGAGGAGGCCCGGCCGCGCGGCGAACUGCGGCUGCGGGAGGAGGCCCGACUACGCGAGGAGGCGUCGCCGCGCGCCCGGCCCGCCGCGGCCUCUCUGCGGGCGGAGCCCUGGCUCUCCUCUCCGGCCUCGGCCUUCACGAACCCCGGGGCCUAUGGCGAUCUCGGGGCCUCCGCGGCUUCCUGGGCGGGGGGCCGCGGCCUCGCCUAUCCCGCCCGCCCCGCACCGUUCAGGCGCCGGGCCUCGGUCCGGGGCAGCUCUGAGGAGGACGAGGACGCCCGGUCGGCCGACAGGGCCGCGCUGGGCCCGGGCCUCCCGGGCCGCCGCUGGUGGGCCGCGUCCCCUGCCCCGGCGCGGCCGCCCUCCUCCCUCCUCGGCCCCGACCCGCGCCCGGGCCUGCGGGCCACGCGAGCCGGCCUUGCGGGCGCGGCGCGGGCCCGACCCGAGGUGGGGCGGCGGCUGGAGCGCUGCCUGUCUCGGCUCCUGCUCUGGGCCAGCCUGGGGCUGCUGCUCGCCUUCCUGGGCAUCCUGUGGGUGAAGAUGGGCAAGGCCUCGGCGCCGCAGGAGGCGGAGGACAACAUGAAGUUGUUGCCAGUGGACUGUGAGAGGAACUCGGAUGAGUUCUGUCAGGCCAAGCAGAAGGCCGCCCUGCUGGAGCUGCUGCACGAACUCUACAACUUCCUGGCCAUCCAAGCCGGCAAUUUUGAGUGUGGGAAUCCGGAGAAGCUGAAGAGCAAGUGCAUCCCUGUUGUGGACGCGCAGGAGUAUCUCGCAAACGUGACGAGCAGCUCCUCCGCCAAGUUUGAAGCCGCACUGACCUGGAUACUGAGCAGUAACAAGGACGUGGGCAUCUGGCUGAAAGGGGAGGACCCGUCUGAACUGGUGACGACCGUGGACAAAGUGGUGUGCUUGGAGUCGGCUCGCCCCCGCAUGGGCGUCGGCUGCCGCCUGAGCCGCGCCCUGCUCACCGCCCUCACCAACGUGCUCAUCUUCUUCUGGUGCUUGGCGUUCUUGUGGGGGCUCCUGAUCCUGCUGAAGUACCGGUGGCGGAAGUUGGAAGAGGAGGAACAGGCCAUGUACGAGAUGGUGAAGAAGAUUAUAGAUGUGGUCCAGGACCACUACGUGGACUGGGAGCAGGACAUGGAGCGCUACCCGUACGUGGGCAUCCUGCACGUGCGCGACACGCUGAUCCCUCCACAGAGCCGGAGGCGCAUGAAGAGGGUCUGGGAGCGAGCCGUGGAGUUCCUGGCCUCCAACGAGUCCCGCAUCCAGACUGAGUCCCACCGCGUGGCGGGAGAAGACAUGCUGGUGUGGAGAUGGACUAAGCCCUCCUCCUUUUCGGACUCGGAGCGAUAAAGCCGCGGCAGGGGCCUGUCCCACCAGCCUGUCCCAGCGCAGCCCGCCACAGGGCCCCCGGGGCUCUCAGAGCGGUGCUGAGUUCACACUUGCCUUGACCUUUUCACCUCCUGAUCAGCUCCGAGGGUCUCCGAAAGAGGAACUUGGUUUAGUAGGAACCUGGGGGCGGCCUUGAGAGUGGAGGGGAGGAGCCGGGGGCGAGGGCCAGUCCCCCUGCCCUGCUUUGCUGGCCUGAAGGGGAGAAGGGUUUGCUUUUCAAGAAUAGGUGCUGCCGAGCCGUGCCAGCGAGUGAUGCCGGAGCGGGCGGCACUGCCUGGGAGGUGGUUCGGGGGUGGCUGGCUGGGAGCGGCUUGGUCCAUGUGCCUUCGGGGGUGCUAGCCGAGAGCUCCAGGGUUAGGGGAGAGCGCCUGGCCUCUGGCUGGACUGCUAGACAUUAGAGCUGACUGUAGGGGACUGUAGAAAACUCGGGCACUCAGGUUGGGAGUGGGGCCGGGGCAGCCCGUAGAGAAGUAUCUGGCCCCUCUGCCCUGGGGCUUCUCCCUGAAGCCACUGUAGGCCAGCCCUGCAGCCAAAAGCUGCAUCAGCCCCGGACGCCGGCCCAGGAUGCCAGAGGGUCCGUCAAGGCGGAGAGCGCCGCCACCUCUGUGCCAAGAUCACCCAGCUCCACUGGGACCACGCCGACCCCGGCCCGUGGCUGUGGAACCACAACUUUAAGUGCGGCGGUGGCCGCAUGCUGCCCCCUGCCGGCCGCUCGGGGCGGUGCCCGCGGGCCGCAGAUGCCACCCCCGCCCGCGGGGUCUGCCCUCCUGCAGGAACGCCCCGCGGGGACCUUGUGAAGUGCCGAAGACUCUCCGGGAGCCUCAUCCGCACACGUCCACAUCUGCAGCCGGUGGUGGAGCGGGGCCGGCAGCUGCUGCAGGAGACGCCAGGCAGCCCUUCUGGUCUUCGUGGUUUUGUUUCCUUAAUAAAGCUCCAGCGUCCUCAUUUGAGCGAUACUGGUUCCCUGUGAACUCGGGAUGGUCGGCGGGGCCGCUCCUGAUCAGAUACCAGCCGGAAGAAUAGGAACACCGCUACAGGCUUUGGUUUCAGGGUUGGAACUGCUGGAUAAAUAAACUAUUUAUU